AUGGCAGGUGAAUCUUUAUCCGACGAGCUCUGCAAUGCGUCUGCCCAGGGAAAGCUAUCGGAAGUACAGAGAUUGCUGCAAAAUGGAGCACAAGUCAAUGGAUAUAACAGCUUUAACAGAACUGCACUACAGGUGGCGAAGCUGGGAAGCACUCCUGUAGUUGAAGCUCUGCUCGCGGCCGGUGCGAACCCCAACCUCCAGGAUCCGGCCUGCGGCCUCACCGUCUUGCACGACGCCGCAGUCACUGGCUUUCGUUGCACCGUGCGCGCUCUGCUGGACCACGGGGCCGACGCGAACCUCGUGGAUGAGUGGGGCAACCUGCCGCUACACCUGGCAGCCAAAGAGGGUCACCUGGAAGUGAUCGAGCUCCUGAUCCAUCACACCGCGGACCCCGGAGCCGUGAACAAGGAUGGACUCACCGCCGGGCAGCUGGCUCGAAUCGACGGGAGAGAGGACGCUGCCGCGCUGUUAGUGAGCGACGCUUGA
Messenger RNA from Salarias fasciatus (jewelled blenny), 486 nucleotides. RefSeq names its product cyclin-dependent kinase inhibitor 2C (p18, inhibits CDK4) (gene cdkn2c). Lineage: Eukaryota; Metazoa; Chordata; Actinopteri; Blenniiformes; Blenniidae. Gene Ontology annotation, molecular function: protein kinase binding; cyclin-dependent protein serine/threonine kinase inhibitor activity. The transcript is spliced from 2 exons. Gene Ontology annotation, biological process: regulation of G1/S transition of mitotic cell cycle; regulation of cyclin-dependent protein serine/threonine kinase activity; negative regulation of cell population proliferation. The record is from RefSeq and is a predicted model, not a curated record. Bases 1 to 486 code for a protein of 161 amino acids. Gene Ontology annotation, cellular component: cytoplasm; nucleus.